GCAUUGUACAGCAGCAGUUCCAACACAGCCUCAUCCAAAAGCAUCAAAAUGGUCAAGAUCAUCGCUCUCGUUGCCUGUCUGGUCGUUGUAGUCGCUACCAGCGAUGAUCAUUCGCAGUACAAAUUCGAGUAUGGAGUCAAGGAUGGACACACCCACGAUCACAAGUCCCAGUGGGAACACCGGGAUGGCGGCGUCGUGAAGGGACAGUACACUCUGGAUGAAGCCGACGGAACCCACCGGGUUGUUGACUACACCGCGGACCAUCACAGCGGCUUCCAGGCUCAUGUACAACGUUCCGGACAUGCCCAUCAUCCUCAUGGCGAGAGCUACACCAAUAUUGAUCAGCAUUAUUGAGAUGUGCGAAAAUGGUGAGUGAAUGAGAAAUAAAGAGGAUGCCACGAGAUUGUUUAGGUCGUAAA
Ochlerotatus camptorhynchus is the source of this 419-nucleotide messenger RNA. Its product is annotated as cuticle protein 19-like. The transcript is spliced from 2 exons. Bases 49 to 354 code for a protein of 101 amino acids. Lineage: Eukaryota; Metazoa; Arthropoda; Insecta; Diptera; Culicidae. Gene Ontology annotation, cellular component: extracellular matrix. The record is from RefSeq and is a predicted model, not a curated record.